AUGUCUAACACUGCACUUCCGAAAAGUACAUCAGAUCAAGAGGUCACCGGCUCAGCAUUCCUUCUAUUUACCGAAGACAAACUUGCUCGUCCUUACAAUCUUCCUGGUGGUCCAGGAAUUGCCACCACGCGGCAACAUGCAUCAACAUUAUCUAUUAGCAAUGCCAUCGCCUCGAAAAACCUGUUGUCUAAGGGCGAAGAGCAA
Ambispora gerdemannii is the source of this 204-nucleotide messenger RNA. NCBI's taxonomy places the organism in Eukaryota, Fungi, Glomeromycota, Glomeromycetes, Archaeosporales, Ambisporaceae. The record is from the annotation of a GenBank genome assembly.